AUGAUGUUCACGGUCAGCAACCGCAACGCAGCCUCAGGCACCUUCAGGCCCUACCUGUUGGGAUCCCUUAUGCUCACAGGUGCAAUCUUCCUGUCAUCAGCAGUUCUCUUCGCCGAGGCCAUUGAGCCCUCAGCGACACCACCAGCAGCACAGCAACAGCAACAGCAACAAGAACAGCAGCGCUGCGCAGCCGAUUGUCACCGCCAUAUCAACGUCUGCGUUGGCAAGAGCGUUGACGCCCCGCGAACCGAUGGCUUUGUUGCAUGUGUGGAGGCACACGUCCACCACACUGAAGGUGCAUUGGGCGCAUUCAAUGCCUGCAUUGAUGCCUGCGGGGACGACAGUACCAACGCGACAUCUCCAACCCUCGAAGCACUGCAGUGCUGGACGAGGUGUGCUUUUUUCACGGCCGACAUUGACUGCCAGUCGGAUCAGUAUGACGGCUUGAAGUCAGUACGCCAACAACAACAACAACAACAACAACAACAACAACAACAACAACAACAACAACAACAACAACAACAACAACAACAACAACAACAACAACAACAACAACAACAAGUACGCCAACAACAACAACAACAAGUACGCCAACAACAACAACAACAACAACAACAACAACAACAACAAGUACGCCAACAACAACAACAAGUACGCCAACAACAACAACAGCAGCAGCAGCAGCAACGCCUUUGCCCGGCGAUACGUGCAUUCGGGAGCGCCACUAUUGCUGGUGCCUUCUAUGGCCGGCUUGAUGACGGCGUGUGCCCCUACAGCAACCACGAUCUUACCACCUGCUACCUGAGCGUGCUGAACAUUCUGGCACCAAAGUGCGACGGUCAUUCCACAUGCAACGUUGCAGCCUGCAACAGCGCGUACACAGACCCAUGCUAUGGCACGUACAACUGCGGGCCUCACCACGUCAUCAAGAUUGCCAAUGCAUUCUACGGAAGGCUGGACAACAGCGUGUGCCCGGACCCGCUCGCCCGCGCCAACAGCACAGACCUCGCAACGUGCCAGGUCAACGGCACAGCCGUCAUGCGCGGGGUGUGCGAUGGACAGUCUGCGUGUGAGGUGGCGGCGUGCAACGCCGUGUUCACGGACCCGUGCGUGGGCACCUACAAGUAUGUUGAAGUCAGCUACCAGUGUGCUGACCCCGCACACGCCGCUGAUCCCAUCACCUGCGAUUACACAGACGCAUCCACGACGAUUUCCGCCACACCCACAGGCACCACUUCAUCCUCUCCGCCUUAA
Salpingoeca rosetta is the source of this 1254-nucleotide messenger RNA. RefSeq names its product rhamnose binding lectin. The transcript has 6 exons. The coding region runs from base 1 to 1254 and encodes 417 amino acids. Lineage: Eukaryota; Choanoflagellata; Craspedida; Salpingoecidae. The record is from RefSeq and is a predicted model, not a curated record. Gene Ontology annotation, molecular function: carbohydrate binding.